CGUGUGCUUAUGACGAUCUUCGAUCCCCUUGGUUUGAUCGCUCACUACCUUAUGUAUCUUAAAGUUCUGCUGCAGGAUAUCUGGCGUUCCGGUACCCAAUGGGACGAAGAAAUCAAUGACGAUUCGUACAACAAAUGGAAAAUUUGGUUAGCAGUCCUUCCGCAAGUCGAGCACGUUCAGGUUUCACGUUGCUAUCAACUACGUACACCUCCAGUUGAUAGCGUGGAAUCUUCAUGUUUCAGGAUUGAUCACUCAACUUUAAGCUGUGCCAACCAACCUCGGAACAUCAAUCCAUCAAUCCAAAACGACAAUGGACAAACACGGUCUUCGAAGGAUGCCGUCGAAGUACAACUGCAUACUUUCGUAGAUGCUAGUGAGAAUGGGAUGGCGGCCGCAGUGUACCUCCGUUUCAUGCAUGCUGGAGAAGUUGAAUGCCGCCUCGUAGCAGCCAAAACCAAAGUGGCUCCAUUGAAGUACCACUCUAUCCCUAGGCUGGAGCUUCAGGCGGCUGUAAUUGGUGCUAGGCUUGCUCAAUCAAUCGAAGAGACACUUUCUAUACCAAUCAACAGGCGUAUUUACUGGUCAGACUCCAGAGAUGUGCUGUGCUGGAUACGCUCAGAUCAUCGCAGAUACUCGCAAUUCGUCGCCUGCCGUGUAAGUGAGAUUCUUGAAACUACCGAUGAAAGGGAAUGGCGAUGGAUCCCAACCAAGCUUAACGUUGCAGACGACGGAACUAAGUGGGCGAGACAGCCAGAUCUAACUCCAGAAGCAAGGUGGUUCAAUGGUACCGAGUUUCUGAAAUGCCCAGAAGUCGAUUGGCCACAUUCAACGAUUGUGACUAACGCUACCGAGACCGAGCUCCGUCACCGUUUACUAUUUCACCACAUUGAACCAACACCAAUCAUAAGCGUCGUCGAUUUCUCUAGCUGGAAGCGAUUAGUCCGUGUAGUUGCACUUGUCCAGCGUUUUCUGGCUAACUGCCGCCGCAAACUACAACGCGAGCGAAUCCGCACAGCACCACUUUCCAUGGAAGAACAACGUGGUGCCGAGGAGUAUAUCCUGCGUCUUACUCAGCGUGAAGCGUUUCCCGUAGAAGUGAAUUUACUUAAUGAGUGCCCUCAAAAACCACUUCCCAAAGUGAGCCAACUGUACCAACUGACACCAUGGUUGGAUGACCGCGGCAUAAUGCGGAUGCGAAGUAGGAUUGCUGCUUGCGAUUUCGCUACGGAGGAUGCUAAAAGUCCAAUACUUCUUUCUCGUAAUCACCACAUAACCACUCUUAUUUUGCAACACUACCACAACAAAUACCACCACCAAAAUCAUGAAACCGUGAUCAACGAGAUACGGCAAAAAUUCUACAUUUCCCGAAUCCGUGUCUGCUAUCGAACAAUACGCAGUAACUGUCAACGCUGUAAGAACGAAGCCUCAUUGCCACGGAACCCAAUCAUGGCUGAUCUUCCUGCAGCCAGACUAGCUGCAUUUUCCCGACCCUUUACACACGUGGGCGUAGAUUAUUUUGGCCCAGUAGAAGUCGCCCUUGGAAGACGAGUGGAAAAACGCUGGGUUAUGCUUGCCACCUGCUUGACAGUUCGCGCAAUCCACCUCGAAGUAGUCCACUCACUUACCACUGAUUCGUGCAUCAUUGCCCUUCGAAAUUGCUUUGCGCGGCGUGGUUGUCCCAGGAAAAUUUAUAGUGAUCGGGGUACAAACUUCGUUGGAGCCAGUAAGCAGCUAAAAAAGCUAGUUGAGGAGAUAGAUCAGGAAAUGAUCACAAAGGAGUUUAUAAGCCCCGAUACUGAGUGGGUAUUUAAUCCGCCGUUGGCGCCACAUAUGGGCGGAAGCUGGGAGCGUCUCAUACGCACUGUAAAAAACAAUUUAAUGGCCAUCUGUCCAUCACGAAAGCCGACUGAUGAAGUGCUCCGCAACUUGCUUACAGAAAUCGAAAACACUGUAAACUCUCGUCCUUUGACACAUGUUCCAAUUGAUGACGAUUCCGCACCCGCUCUUACCCCGAACCACUUCUUGCUGGGAACCUCGAAUGGUAUGAAGCCACUUUGUCUGUUGGACGAUAGUGGUGCUGCGCUCCGACAAAAUUGGCGUACAUCUCAGAUUCUCGCGAACCGAUUUUGGAAGAGGUGGCUAUCCGACUACCUGCCAGAAAUUACUAGGAGGACAAAAUGGUUCGCCCAUACGGAACCAAUCGUUGUUGGUGACGUUGUGGUCAUCACUGACAACAAACUACCCCGGAAUUGCUGGCCCAUCGGAAAGAUUAUCCAGACGCAUGCUGGCAAGGAUGGCCAGAUACGAUCGGCUACAGUGCGGACAGCUGUAGGCGUGUACGAGCGACCCACUUCGAAGUUGGCUGUGUUGGACGUUCGGCGCGAGAAGUAGUAAGCCAACCUGGAGGCUGGCGUACCCGGGGGGAGUGUUACCCGACUCUACUCGGCUAGCGCACCUUGAUAUUCCAACACAUUGGUCCUCGCACACUAACUCAGUCAACGACGGAGCUCACCUGGAGGUGACAGGUAACAUCUUGGGUACGACUGUCAAACUGUCAUCGCGGUGAGUAAGCAAAAAGAUUCUAUUCGUCCCAGUGUAGGAAGCCAAUUGCUAAAAGUAUAUUCAUCUAAGUUAAUUACAUUAAAUUAAUUGAAUUUAAAAUUAAUCUAAACUAGUGCCUAAAAGUGCCUUAAAAUCUACCUUAUUUCUACAUAUAAAAACGGUAAGAAUUUAAUCUGAAGUUACUUUAAAAUUACUACUUACAUUACUCUUAAAAUUAGGUUAACAUAAUAGCCAGCUCACUAGCAGAAUUCUCCAUUCGCUCCUUGCUACGAUUCGCUUAUCGACCAAAAACCUGUCAGAAUUCCCUGAUCGUAUUCGAAUAGACGAGAGGCAGAAAAGGACUAAACGUGAGUAAUUUAAAUAUGAAAUUAUAAUGCGCAUACCAUACAAUAUUUAUACUUACACAUAUGAGUUAUAUAUGUAUAUUUAGUUACGGUCUACUUAUCUAAACUUAUAACUAUGCGAAAAUGCGAGAUAAAAUUACAGUAGAACUUAUUGUUUUCUCGAUAGGAAAAUUAUAAUCUCCCGUUACAAAA
Topomyia yanbarensis is the source of this 3098-nucleotide messenger RNA. RefSeq lists its product as uncharacterized. NCBI's taxonomy places the organism in Eukaryota, Metazoa, Arthropoda, Insecta, Diptera, Culicidae. The transcript has 2 exons. Gene Ontology annotation, molecular function: nucleic acid binding. Gene Ontology annotation, biological process: DNA integration. The coding region runs from base 10 to 2391 and encodes 793 amino acids. The record is from RefSeq and is a predicted model, not a curated record.